Sphenostylis stenocarpa is the source of this 309-nucleotide messenger RNA. NCBI's taxonomy places the organism in Eukaryota, Viridiplantae, Streptophyta, Magnoliopsida, Fabales, Fabaceae. The record is from the annotation of a GenBank genome assembly.
AUGCGAUGGAAACAGAGAAACUCCAUGGAGAAAGAGGCUGCCGAGUCGUAUGACGAAUGGAGCUCGACUACUCUAAGAAGAAUAAGAGAAGCCUCCCCCAUUGAGUUUAAAAGUUAUCUUACGAUCUAUAGAUUUGAAACUCUCGAUAAAUGUCUUGUACGCGAGUACCGUGUGUCCCUACGUGGAAUUUCAAAGCAUGUCUCCUCCAAUUUCUUCGAGGGUGUUCGAGCAAGAAUGGUUGAUAAAGAUUUUCCACCAAAGUUUAAAGCAGGGAUGACAACGUCUACUGUCUGGAAGGCCUUUGAGUAA